CUCCUUCCGCGUGGUUGCCCUGCCUGCAUGGGUCCAGAGAGCAAUCAAAGAAAUCCCCCACCAGGCCCGGCCGCCAAUCGCGUGCCGGGGAUGCUGUUCCCCGACCUGGGUUGCCAUGGCUCCUCACAUCAAUCAAGAGGCAAGCAACCAAUGGGAGGACGGGGCCGGCGCGCGCACGGCGUCGGCUUUUCCUGCUCGGCGCUGCUGCCAAUGAUCCGAGCUCGGUGCAAGUUGUCAAAGGCUCGGCUCGUUUAACAAGUCAGAUCACUCCGGCUUAGCAAGUCAUGGCGACCACAGCAUCUAAUCAUUACAUUACGAGCGGCAAUAUCCUCACCUCCAACUCCAUCGUGCACGCCGAGCCGGGGAGCAUGCAACAAGGGACAGCCUACAGGGAUGCACAGAAACUGGUCCAGAAUGAUUACAUGCAAAGCAAUGGGCACCCUCUCAGCCACGCUCAUCAAUGGUUAACCGCUCUCUCACACGCCGAGGGAUCUCCGUGGUCGGCCGGCGUGGCGGCCAGUCCCCUCGGCCAACAAGACAUCAAACCCACGGUGCAAUCGGGGAGGGACGAACUCCACAGCGGGGGCACCUUGCACCACCGGCCGCCUCACAUGGUGCACCAGCACGGCAACCACCACGGCGCAUGGGGCAACACCACCUCAGCCCACAUCCCCAGCAUGGCAUCCAACGGCCAAAGUCUCAUCUACUCGCAGCCGGGUUUCACGGUCAAUGGCAUGAUCAACCCAGCAUCGACCCAAGGCAUGCACCAUGGACUGAGGGAAGCCCACGAGGAGCAUCACCACGGGGACCAUAGUCAACACCACCAGCAGCAACAUCAGCAGCAACACCACCAUCACCAGCACCAGCAUCAGGGUCACGAACACUCGGACGAGGACACCCCUACCUCGGACGACUUGGAACAGUUCGCCAAGCAGUUCAAACAGAGGAGGAUCAAGCUAGGAUUUACCCAAGCCGACGUGGGACUAGCUCUUGGGACGCUCUACGGCAAUGUCUUCUCGCAGACUACCAUCUGCAGGUUCGAAGCGCUUCAGCUGAGCUUUAAAAACAUGUGCAAACUCAAACCCUUGUUGAACAAGUGGCUGGAGGAGGCCGACUCGUCGUCUGGAAGCCCCACCAGCAUAGACAAAAUUGCUGCCCAAGGCAGGAAGAGGAAAAAGAGGACCUCUAUAGAGGUGAGCGUCAAGGGGGCUUUGGAGAGCCAUUUUUUGAAGUGCCCAAAGCCCUCGGCCCAGGAGAUCACCACUCUGGCGGACAGUCUGCAGCUGGAGAAGGAGGUGGUCAGGGUUUGGUUUUGUAAUAGAAGACAAAAAGAGAAACGAAUGACUCCUCCCGGAGGAGCUCACCCCGGAGCCGAGGAUGUAUAUGGGGCCAGGGACACCCCGCCGUCACAUCAUGGGGUUCAGACUUCUGUACAGUGAAUGCUCUCCCCCUCACAUCUUUUGUUCCUUUUAUUUGUUCUUUUCUUAACGAACAGCUUAAAACACCGGACUAUCGUUGCGAUAGCACAUGUUAAUGAUGUGUUUUGACCUAUACAGAUGGAGCUCGCAGGCAAAUGGAGUGAGUAUAUAAAUAAUAACAGAGGCACUGAUAUACAUACCUUUAGAAAACUGUGGCGAAGAGACACAAAACUGCCUAGGAUAGAAUGGGACCUGAAAGGCUGCUAUAAUUGUUAAUGUAUAGAUCCACUGUGACAGGCAGAAGCAAAGGGUUUUGUGUGUGUGUGUGUGUGUGUGUGUGUGUGUGUGUGUGUGUGUGUGUGUGUGUGUGUGUGUCUGAAAGCAGAGGAGGAUUUGGCCACGAGCUGCAGUUUUGAUUGUUGCAGGAAAAGGUAAAAGGAGUGGAAAAGAGAAUUCCAGUACACUGCUCUCCGGACUAGCCACUAUUCUAGUCAUUUUGCGGGUUUGUUUAAAAGAAAAUCCCAACAGAGUGGGAGACAUUUCUCCUGGGCGCUGAAUUGUACAAGACGAGAGGCAGUGUAUGGGAGCAGAAAAUAGGCUGUGUCAAUCAGGCAGAGAGGGGCUCAGCUCAAACGAUACAGUUCUCUCCAGGAACUGAAGUUGAGAGCUGCGAAAUAGCAAACAGAAUCAAUUCACAUAAACACAAAGAAGUAAAUAAAUGAACGACAAAUCGAUACAUUUCAGGCGCUAUAAAGUAUUACAGAUCACCGACUAAAAGUUUUACCCCCAUGUUUAAUAAAAACUAAUUCCGGUGGCAAGAAAUGCAAUACCUUUUAUACGAGAGGACUAUUACAAAUAUGCUAGCCAGCGUCUUAACGCCUCCGAAUUAGCACUGUACAAUAAUGAAUAAAUAAAAUUUCAGAGUCAAAAUGUUGUAGUUCCUGCCACAUUUUUUCGAAAAAAUAUAUUGCAGUAUAAAACAUUGUACUUAUUAAACGUGCGUCUACAAUCUAACAUAAAAACAAUCUACAGUCGGAUAAAAUGAGACAAAAAACCUUUAAAACAUAUCAGUAUAUUGCGCUUUCUUACAAAGAACAUAUCCAAACAUUCAAAAUUCUAGAAAAGGUGUGUACAUAUUUGAGAUAUUUUGAUGUGGUGAUAUGAUUGUAAUUUAACCGCAGUUAUAGCGAUUCCUAAAGACAAUAAAAUUUAGUAAAGUGUUAGAAAAACAUUUAAAAA
Molecule: messenger RNA, 2657 nt
Organism: Pristis pectinata (smalltooth sawfish)
Lineage: Eukaryota; Metazoa; Chordata; Chondrichthyes; Rhinopristiformes; Pristidae
Gene: pou3f2b
Product: POU class 3 homeobox 2b
Exons: 1
Coding region: 285-1439 (384 amino acids)
Biological process (GO): regulation of transcription by RNA polymerase II; brain development
Cellular component (GO): nucleus
Molecular function (GO): RNA polymerase II cis-regulatory region sequence-specific DNA binding; DNA-binding transcription factor activity, RNA polymerase II-specific
Source: RefSeq, a predicted model, not a curated record